GUCAACGGAGCGGCGCUCACGGAGAAGGACAUCAAUCCGCUCGGCUGCUCCGCUUCGUCAGAAAGGAGCGCACGGUUUUGACUUCGCUAACGGCCCUCGGUCUGCGCGGAUGGAGGCGAUUGAUCUGGUCGCACAUCCUUCCGGGAGCAGCAGCGAAAGCGCCGCCGCCGUUAUGACAAUCUCUUCGAUGCCAGCGACCGCCCCGAGGGAGGCGAGGUGAUUGUGUGGUGGAAUGACCUUGAGAAGGACAGCCGGUAUGCGGGGUGGUCGGCGAACAUCCAGACUUAGCUUCUCCGCCCGCUGUAUCCUGGCCAGUUCCACCAGAUCAAACUGAACAUGUUCAACAUCGUGCUCGUGCUGGAUCUGUCGUCGCCGGCCAGUCUCAACAUGAUCACGGGCGCGGUGGCCAACGUCGUCAGCCGCAGCUUCCCUCUGCGGUUCGGCAUCGUGCCCAUCACCGAGACAGAGGACGGCAAGAAGAUGGCAAGUUGUUCUACCAUGGUGUGAAGAACUAUGGCCGGAAGCGGACGAUGAGUUUCCUGACCUCGGUCAUGAAUUCGAUCACGGACGGCAAGCUCGAUUGGGAUGCGAUCAAAUUUGCGUUUUCGACCGAGCUGCUGCUCAAUGAUCCCCAGGAUGCCGAGGCAGCGAAGCCUGUGGACUUUGAUGCCGUUCUCGCAGAGGACAGCCCUGAAACGAUGGUGGUGGCCAAAGGGCGCAGCUAUGCCGAGCGGCUUGGCGCAACACUCGCUGCUUCAAGCAAGGGACACAGUUUCGUCAAUGGGAAGCACCUCGACGUGGAUGAAGGAUUCUGGCGAGGGAUGCAGAUGGAGAUAGCACCCCAGACCCAGCACUUGCAGGAGGAGCUUUACAACGGCAAGAUCACGGAGGAAACCGCCCAGCACAUCUCGACGAUAUUCAACCUCCCCGACACGUUCAGACGCACAGGGUUCAAGGUCCUGCCUGGAUCUUUUGUUUAUCCUGCCGAGACGGAAAUGCUCCCGCUGACCGUCUAUGUCGUCGCGGAUCUGGACAGCGAAGGUGGACUGGAUUUGGUCAAGGAGGCACUGCAGUCGUUCGACGAGAACUCCAAGAUGCGACUCUCCUUCAUCCACAAUCCGAGUACAAUCGAGCUGGAUUCUUCGGUCAGGCCGCCAAAGUCCUGGCUCCUUUCGCAUCUCGUCGUGAAAAAUUUGCUGUCCAAGGCAACCCCAGCCAAGCUUCUGCAGGCAUUGGAGCCCGGCUUGGUGAUUCAGAGCGACGGAACUCAGACUGCCGAUGAACUCACCAGCGGAGCUGACUUCUCCUGGGACGAGUAUGUCCGGUCGGUGAAUGGGGGACGUUUAGUUCUGCGAGAGCUUGAGCUUGCUCCAGGCCAACAGAUCGUAAUCGUGAACGGCCGUAUUGUUGGGCCUAUUGCUCCCAAGGACUUCUCCGCGGCCGAUUUCAGAGCAUUGGAGACAUUCGAGCUGCGGAAACGAGCUGAGCCAGUGAUCGUGGCUUUGGAGACCAUCAAGCCUGAUCUCAGAGAACUGGAUCGUGCGACCUCGGCUGCACUGAUAUCUGCCUGUGUGUCCAUCGUCGCCGCAUUGGAGGCACCAGAACCCGGAGGCGGAGGGAUCUUCGACCCUCCUAAACGUCCGAGACAACGCAGCUAUCAGCUGCUGGAUGACCGAUACUCGACUUUCCAGUUCGGUGACAACGCAACAGCGUUGUACCAGAUUGCUGUGCUGGUAGAUCCCAUCAGCGAGACUGCCCAAAAAUGGGCCGGUCUACUCGAGUGGCUUGCGCACAUCCCGGAUGUAUACAUCAAAGUGUACACUAAUCCUUCGAUCAAUGAAGAGAUCCCCCUCAAACGAUUCUACCGAUAUGCUCUGUUGCCUUCGCUCGUAUUCGAUUCGGACGGUGUCCAAAUGCCAACGGAGGCAGUCUUCUCAGAGCUCCCCGUUGAGCCGAUCUACACCUUAGCGAUGGACGUGCCUCCCUCCUGGCUUGUUCGGCCCCGGGAAGCCCUGUACGACCUGGACAACAUCCAGCUCGGCAGCGUAUCGGAACCCAGCGUCGAUGCCGACUUUGCGCUCGACUAUCUCGUGGUCGAAGGCCAUGCGCGUGAUUCGGUGACAGGCGCUCCGCCACGCGGGGUGCAGCUGCAGCUGCUAAACGCCGACUCCUCGCCUGUGGACGACACACAAGUGGUCGCGAACCUGGGCUACCUGCAGUUCAAAGCGAAGCCGGGUGUUUUCCGGCUCGAGAUCCGCGAGCAAGGCCGGGGUCGAGAGAUCUUCUUCAUGGAAAGCGUCGGAAAUGAAGGACUGGACAGCCGAGCUGUGUCCGAGGCGGGGGACGAGAUUGCGGUGACCAGCUUCGAAGGGACGACGAUCUAUCCGAGACUGCAGAGGUAUCCGGGCAAGGAACGCGAGGACGUGCUGGAUGAACCCAGUAACGAGGGAGACCGGUCGGGUUCCAUCUUCGGCGGGCUGUUCAAGUCGAUCUUCUCAUCCAAGGAGGUCGUGCCUGUGACCAAACAGGCUGACAUCAACAUCUUUACGGUAGCCUCCGGGCUGCUAUACGAGCGUUUUGUGUCGAUCAUGAUCCUCAGUGUGCUGCGCAACACCAAGAGCACCGUUAAGUUCUGGUUUAUCGAAAACUUCUUGUCGCCGUCGUUCCUGGAAUUCAUUCCACAUAUGGCGGAAGCGUACAACUUCCAGUAUGAGCUUGUGACUUACAAGUGGCCGUCCUGGCUUCGUGCGCAGAAAGAGAAACAACGGAUCAUCUGGGCAUACAAGAUCCUGUUCCUCGACGUGCUUUUCCCGAUGGACCUCAAGAAGGUCAUCUUCGUUGAUGCCGAUCAAAUUGUGCGCGCGGACCUGAAAGAGCUCGUUGACUUGGAUCUGCACGGGGCCCCUUACGGAUACACGCCCAUGGGUGAUGACAACACCGACAUGGAGGGUUUCCGGUUCUGGAAGACAGGAUACUGGAAGGAUUUCCUGCAGGGGAUGCCGUACCACAUCAGUGCGCUCUACGUCAUUGAUCUUGUCCGCUUCCGGCAGCUCGCCGCUGGUGACAUGCUUCGGGGGUCGUACCAGCAGCUGUCUGCUGACCCGGGCUCGCUGGCUAAUCUGGAUCAAGAUCUUCCCAACAACCUUCAGCGGGAGGUUCCGAUAUUCUCGUUGCCUGAAGAUUGGCUCUGGUGCGAGACGUGGUGCAGCAAAGACAGACUGCACCGUGCCAAGACGAUCGAUCUCUGCCAGAAUCCGCUGACUAAAGAACCGAAACUUGUCCGUGCGCGCCAGAUCCCAGAAUGGGAAGUAUACGACUCGGAGAUCGCCCGUUUCGCAAGCAAGCUGGCAGAGGAAGGUGUCAUCCGGUCUCGUAUUGUGGCGGCGGAUGCGAAUGCCUUGGCUGGCUCGGGCAAGACGUCUGGUGCAGAUGCAGACACUAAAGUGGUCGCCGAAGAAGCCGAGGCACCUAGAGACGAGCUGUGAUUCUAUCGAUGCAAAGGCGGCUUCUCUGCACUAUACUUGACGGCGUUGUAAUUCAGGGCAGCCUUGUGGAGAUCUUGAAAAAGGGAUAGAAUGAAAGUUUCCCAAUUUCUCACUGGGCCGCUUGAAUACUGGCUCGCCCACUCAAAUAAAUGUGAA
Molecule: messenger RNA, 3641 nt
Organism: Mycena citricolor
Lineage: Eukaryota; Fungi; Basidiomycota; Agaricomycetes; Agaricales; Mycenaceae
Source: the annotation of a GenBank genome assembly